CACUGGACGUUCAGUUUAAUGUGUAAUUCAGUACAAAUGCUGACGAGCAGCGUCUCUAAACGGUAGACCAGCUGUGCUGGAACCCCAACGCAGGACUGUGGUAGAAGCGGUGGAUCCACCGGCACUUGCACCGUCUGAGGCGAUAUCCCGAAGAGAAGAGGGCAACGCGCGCAAUGAGAUAUCAGGACGGCAUGCUCGCUCUCAUACAUAACAGAAGGCAUUAUUCGAUCACGGCGAGUGAAGAACGGAGUUAACUAUCUAAGAAUUAAGUUGACAAAAGCCUUGGAUAUGAGUCGUUCAUCGAGAAAGGAGGAGGUGGGGGAGACAAGCCAACACGAGGGCGGACGCGCCAUAGAGGACAGCAGCGAUUCUAGUUUGGAUACUGAUGCUGUAGACCCAAGACUAAAAGACAUGCCAUAUAUCGAAGCUUUUGGUCACCGCUAUCAUGCCUCUGGCAAAAUCUUUCUACCUUUCGACAAAAACGAACUGGAGAGGAUGGAAAUCCAACACAAGCUAUACAGGCACUGCUUAGACGGAGCCUUGACUUCCACGCGGCUACCACUGCAUACAACUCAAAUACUAGACCUAGGUACCGGAACCGGCGUCUGGGCUAUAGAAAUGGCAGCCCGUUACCCCCAAGCCCAAAUAACUGGAGUAGACGUCUAUCCUAUACAGAGAAGGGGUGGGAUACCGCCGAACGUCAAGUUCGAGAUCGACGACGUAGAAAAUCCGUGGAAAUACCCGGAUAACACGUUCGACUUCAUCCACGCACGAAGCAUGGCCGGCGGUGUGCGGGAUUGGCCGGCGCUAUUUCGCCAGGUAUACAACAAGCUGAAGCCGGGUGGGCUUUUCGAGAUGACGGAGAUCGCCCUUAAUAUCUUCGAUUUCGACGGCAAGUUCGCAGAGGCGGAAAUGUGCCCCGAGUUUCUACAGAUUUGUCGAGACUUAUACAAAGAGGUCGAUAUGGAUUUUAACCCGUCACCGCUCGUCCCUGACUGGCUUGUCGAGAUCGAUUUUGAGAAGGUAGUCCAGCGGAGCGAGAUACUUCCACUCGGGAGCUGGGCCCAAGACGAGAAGAUGAAGACACGCCAGAGUUUAGUGAACAAGAUAACAAACGAAGACUAUUGCACAUUAGACAACCACUGUGGCUUAUUGUUCCAGAAAGGCGGGUGGACAAAAGCCGAAUAUGACGCCCGAAUGCCCCCGUUUUGGCAAGAAAUCUACUCUGGAGAAAUAAGACCGUACAUAAGAGCCGUAUUCACCACCGCGAGGAAGCCUCGUGAAGAGGGUCCAUCAUGACGCUAUACA
Molecule: messenger RNA, 1308 nt
Organism: Daldinia loculata
Lineage: Eukaryota; Fungi; Ascomycota; Sordariomycetes; Xylariales; Hypoxylaceae
Product: S-adenosyl-L-methionine-dependent methyltransferase
Exons: 4
Coding region: 289-1299 (336 amino acids)
Molecular function (GO): methyltransferase activity
Source: RefSeq, a predicted model, not a curated record